AUGGAUUUACCCGAGGAUGAAGCAUCUCGCGAUCUCGUUAAAUGUCCUCUAACAUUACCGCAAUUCUCCGAGCUGCGUUCAAUGCCGACUGCCGCAGCCGCUGCUAUCGCCGCCAUCGCCGCGGCUGAUAACCGUAGCGUGCAGUCGCAGGGGGUACAAACGACUGGUCAAGCGUCUCCGCAAGAGACUUCGACAAAUACUCUUGGCAAAUACCUUGCGGCACCUUUACCUGGCUGGCAGGAUACUUUGCUUCAAUUAUGCGAGAAGCAAGUGCUUAAUCAAAUAAUUAAUGUCCCUAGUUAUAGUCAAAAUAACGUGACACUAGGUGCACAAUCAAGUAAUUUUGGUUUAAUUAAUAGUCUUUACUUACCUUCUACAUCACAGGCAAAUAUUGUAAAGCAAGAACUAGAUGUCCAGUCUAAAGAAGAGAAAAAUUUGACCCGGGAAAUGCUGUUGAAACAGCACUCAUCAACAGCAGUCAAUUUAAUAAUGGCUGAAUAUUUUCAUAAAUUUCCAACUGAAUUUUCUCUACGAGAUACAUUUGAACUAUGUGCAGAACAAGUAAAAAAGGAGAAAACGCGAGAGGAAAAAGUAGAGCAAGUGCAGAAUAAUAUUCUAAAUAUACCAAAUAUCAGAAACAUUUAUCUACAAAAUGGCAAUUUAGCAAGCACUGAUCAAAUAACAGUGACUGUUAAUCCGAGUGAACUGAAUCUGCAAAAUGAACAAGAAAUUGAAAACAAUUUGCAAAAUGUCCUAAAAGUCGAGCAGCAAGUACAAACCGAUUUGCCAAAAAUCGAGAAAAAGUCGAAAUUUCGAGCAAAAAUCAGCGAGAUUAAAAUCAGCGUUAACUAUGACGGAACUACGCUUUAUUGUUGCCCAGAGUGUAAUUUAGGAUUUCCAGACAAGACCGACAUCGAACAACAUAUACAGGCUCAUCUUCAAGAACGAAAGUACCAAUGCAAGGAAUGUGGUGCCAUGUUGAAAAGAAAGGAGCAUCUUGAUCAGCACAUGCGCGGUCAUUCGAACGAGCGACCUUUUAAAUGUGAGGUAUGUCAGAAGGCGUUCAAGAGAAAUGAGCAUUUAACAAGACAUACUGUCAUUCAUUCCGGUAAUAAGGAUUUUCCAUGCACCAUGUGCCAGAAAGCGUUUUCGCGCAAGGACCAUUUGAACAAACAUUUUCAAACGCAUUUUGGUAUUCGUAAAAACAAAAAGGAUGAUUCUUAUUAUACCGAUCAAAAAGAUACAAGAAUAUUCGAUAACAGUACCGAAAUCGCAGUGAUGCCUAAGCAAGAGACAAGCUAUAUUCUAAAGGACGGUUGCUUAAUCAAGCAGGAAACCUCUCUUUUACAGCAUCUUCAAACUAUUCAAAAAAAUCCGAAUCUAUUGCAUAGCACAUUCGCUGCUUUUAAAGAAGAAGUGAUGAAAGAUGUAAAUCUGACUGAACAAGCGCAGAGCGGUAAUAUGAAUGAAAAUGCAAGGUAUUUAAUGCCGUCUUAGUUGUAGGUAAAAUCCAUAUAUGUUCCAAAGCAAUAUAUGAUGUAUGAUAGAGCUUGUAGGUAAUUUUAAUUUUUGAAUUCAUAUUUUGUCAUUGGAACAACUGUGACUAUUCCAGAUUUAUAGUUUAAUUUUAAUACGAAACGUUUUGACAUUGGAUUAAAAACAUACAUACUUAGUUAAAAAUACGAAUCACGAAAUAAAAAUGUCAUACGGUGUAGCUCCUCUAUUCUAAAAUCAUCGGGA
Molecule: messenger RNA, 1740 nt
Organism: Cyphomyrmex costatus
Lineage: Eukaryota; Metazoa; Arthropoda; Insecta; Hymenoptera; Formicidae
Product: zinc finger protein 880
Exons: 4
Coding region: 1-1497 (498 amino acids)
Source: RefSeq, a predicted model, not a curated record